AUGUCGCUUUGUGGGGGCUGCAAGCCCUGCUGCUGUCAGUCCAGCUGUUGCAAGCCCUGCUGCUGUCAGUCCAGCUGUUGCAAGCCCUGCUGCUGUCAGUCCAGCUGUUGCAAGCCCUGCUGCUGUCAGUCCAGCUGCUGCAAGCCCUGCUGCUGUCAGUCCAGCUGCUGCAAGCCCUGCUGCUGUCAGUCCAGCUGCUGCAAGCCCUGCUGCUCUUCAGGGUGUGGGUCAUCUUGCUGUCAGUCUAGCUGCUGCAAGCCCUGCUGUUGCCAAUCUAGCUGCUGCAAACCCUGCUGCUGUCAGUCCAGCUGCUGCAAACCCUGCUGCUGUCAGUCCAGCUGCUGCAAGCCCUGCUGCUGUCAGUCCAGCUGUUGCAAGCCCUGCUGCUGUCAGUCCAGCUGUUGCAAGCCCUGCUGUUCUUCAGGCUGUGGGUCAUCUUGCUGUCAGUCUAGCUGCUGCAAACCCUGCUGCUCUUCAGGCUGUGGGUCUUCUUGCUGUCAGUCCAGCUGCUGCAAGCCCUGCUGCUCUUCAGGCUGCGGGUCAUCUUGCUGUUAG
Messenger RNA from Mesocricetus auratus (golden hamster), 555 nucleotides. RefSeq names its product keratin-associated protein 5-1-like. The transcript is spliced from 2 exons. Bases 1 to 555 code for a protein of 184 amino acids. The record is from RefSeq and is a predicted model, not a curated record. Gene Ontology annotation, cellular component: keratin filament. Lineage: Eukaryota; Metazoa; Chordata; Mammalia; Rodentia; Cricetidae.